AUGAAAACAGUUAUUAGUAUUGUUAUUUUUAUACGUGCAAAAUCUUCACUCCAGCACAGACUAUUUAAGGCACUUCUUCAAGAAAAUUAUACUCAGUUCAACGAUUUAUUACUUCAUAAUAAUGUGAGAUGGCUAAGCAAAGGAAAUGUUUUGCAAAGGUUUUUUAACUUACUGAAUGAAAUUGAACUAUUUUUAAUUCAGAGUACACAUUUGCCAGCCGAAGACUAUCACAAAUUUAUCAGUAAUAACAGUAACGUAGCAACUAUCACGUUUUUGACAGAUGUAUUUCAAUACAUAAGUUCGUUCAACUUGAAACUUCAUGGUAAUCAGAAACUAAUUUGCCAUUUAGUUUCAGAGGUAAAUUGUUUUUGUAGAAAAAUUUCCUUUUUUUUACAAGAUGUUGGUAAUGAACGUUUACACUUUCCUAACUCGAAAAAAGUUGUUGAUGAAAAAGAUGAGAUUGAUAUCAGAAAUUUUACGAAGUUUUUGGAUAGUUUAAAAACUUAA
This is a messenger RNA of Macrosiphum euphorbiae (potato aphid), 507 nucleotides long. Lineage: Eukaryota; Metazoa; Arthropoda; Insecta; Hemiptera; Aphididae. The record is from the annotation of a GenBank genome assembly.